Molecule: messenger RNA, 282 nt
Organism: Alternaria rosae
Lineage: Eukaryota; Fungi; Ascomycota; Dothideomycetes; Pleosporales; Pleosporaceae
Exons: 2
Coding region: 1-282 (93 amino acids)
Source: RefSeq, a predicted model, not a curated record
AUGGCCGUCAGCAGACGGAUUGUGCCUGAUGCGAUCCCAUCGAAACCAAACCAUGACAAUGAGAAAGUAGACGAUACGAAUAUCAGAGAAGAUUGGAAGGUUGUCGAAUACCCUGUCGCAGAGCCUGUCGUAGAGCAACCUACCUUAGAGCAGCCCAUCGUAGAAGACACGGAACCAGAGGAACCAGGCUACCGUAGCCAGUUCACAUUCGACGUCGGCUGGGGAAGUUGGAGAACAACUGUAUUUGAAUGGGAUAUGACUGCCAGGUUUAAGGAGUCGUGA